AUGGCUGAGCCUCGGGUUGUCGUUGUCGAGUUGCUUCGAGCCAUCAAAGCGCGAGAUACUGCCAGAUUUCGGGCGCUUCUCUUCUCUCCAUUUGCGCUUCUCUUUACCGAUUACAAGGUCGGUACGCUAUGGGAUUCGUUAGGCUUCCUGUUCGGUCCUCUGGAUACAUGGACUGAGCCCGAGAUCCACGAACAAGGCCGCAUCACAGUCUACAAGACCCUCUGCACAUUUCAGCGCGUACGCCAAGCAUUCAAGAUCUCGUUGUGGGGUAACAAAGUGAUGGGCGUCGGGGUGGCCAGCGCUAUGGACAUUGGCCUCUUGCCGCCCUGGAAAGCCCCGAGCUAUGUUGACGAGGCCUCCAUUAGAGAAGAAGAGAUAUCAGUCCAACCUUACUGGGUCUGGCCUGUCACAAAAGGCACCAUCAACAUUCCCACACCAAAUGCCUCCGACCGCAAGCCUGCCGUCCUUCUCGUACCAGGCUCAGGUCCUAGUGACCGCGACUGCACCGUCGGUGGCUGCAAAUAUGUAAGUGUUCUUCGUUUCCUGGUACUCCCGCCCCAUUUGCUCGUAGUCUUGCUGAUGAAAGUCAACCCAUAUUUACAGUUCAAGGAUCUUGCCCUGGGCCUCGCUACUGCUGGCUUUGUCACUUUACGCAUGGACAAGCCUUCAACAGUCCUUGGCCUCAAAAUGCUGGUGACGAAGUCCUGCACUCUCCAAGACGAAUACAUCACGCCCCUUACAGCCGCAUUGAAAUGGCUCAGCAACCAUGAGUCAGUAGAUCCCAGCAAGAUCUUCAUCCUCGGCAGCAGUCUUGGUGGCACUGUUGCGCCGUGGCUCGCUAAAGCCAGCCCUGUUCCCAUUGCAGGUAUUAUCUCUUGUGCAGGUGCGAGCAUUUCGCUGGCCAAAACCCUCAUCAGGCAAAUGAAAUACCACGAGACUUACGCACCACAUGCCAAUCCCGAGGAUGCUGAGAAAUUGUAUCGGCAGUUUGAGGAGAUUCAGCGUGUGCUAGAUGCAGGCGGCCUGAAGAAGGGCGAGAAGGACCCCACCAAAGAGCUCGCCAUUCCGAUCCCUCUAACCUACCUGAGGGACUGCCAUACGCACGACCCGGUGAAGGCGGCGUCAACACUGGAUAUGCCCAUGCUGUUUGUGCAAGGGCGGCGGGAUUGGCAAGUGGGCAUGGAAGACUUCGUAAAGUGGCAGACUGGGCUAGGGGGGAGUAAGGCGAUCGAGAAAGCGGAGUGGAAGGUGUACGAUGACAUCGGCCAUCUUCUCACCGUGGUGGAUGAAGAAAAAAAGGGGGCUUUCCAGUAUGACGAGCCGGCCAACGUGAAGCAAGAUGUUAUCACAGAUAUAGUAGACUUUCUGAGGAGGUCGAGUGGACUGUAG
This is a messenger RNA of Cyphellophora europaea CBS 101466, 1389 nucleotides long. RefSeq lists its product as uncharacterized. The coding region runs from base 1 to 1389 and encodes 462 amino acids. The record is from RefSeq and is a predicted model, not a curated record. Gene Ontology annotation, molecular function: serine-type peptidase activity; carboxylic ester hydrolase activity. Lineage: Eukaryota; Fungi; Ascomycota; Eurotiomycetes; Chaetothyriales; Cyphellophoraceae. The transcript has 3 exons. Gene Ontology annotation, biological process: proteolysis.